AUGCAUUUCGACAUUUUUCACUGUUGUCGAUUGACGAGCGGACGUUUCAUGGUUGCCUCUGACGUCAACACGCAACUUUCUGUUGCUCAACUACGCCAGCUAAAAGAAAAAGUGGAAUUGGCAGGACGACGUUUGCGAAAGCUAGUAGAUGAAACCAGAAGAAAUGAAGAAAAAUUGUGCCAUAUGCGUAGAAGGAAGAAGACAUUGGAGUCAGAUCUAGAAAGACGUUUGGAAAUUGAGAAAUCUGGAACACCAGAUGUCAGCGGAGAAGUUUUGCGAGAACUGGAAAAACCGCUGGACUAUGAAAUUGAAACUGCGCAACAAUUCCAAGCGAGAAUGGCUCAUGUACGUAGUUUGAUGAGCGAACUUCUUGUAAGAACAAAUCUUAACGAAUGGGCUGCCCAUACGGAAAUGGCUGAACAAGAAAGUGAAGUGGUGACGAAGAUCAGAGAUGCCUGCAAAGCCCGAGAAAUGCUGAGAGAAGCAUUGUUGGAGAGCCAAGCGAAGGCUGAAAAAGCGAUGGCUGAGAGGAAAACUCGCUAUGAAGAGCUACAAAGGCUCGAGGCAGAGCUGGAAGCUUGCUCGGCUGAAACAUGGCUCGCGAUUACUGAGAAGAACAGACUAAGCGACCGUUUGGCAAUAUUGACCAGGGAGCCAUUAUUAACGCCCUGCGAGAGAGUGAAAAAGGCAAGAGAUGAGGAGCAACAGCAGCAGGAUAGGGACACAAGCCAGACAGAGAACAAUAUCGAUCUCGAUUUGGAAGUCAAUCCAAAUUUGACGAGAUCCGAAGGAGGAUCGGAACAUUUUCGUGACUCAGGAGAUCAGAGAAAUCGUCUUGAGAGCUCGAGGAGGUCAAUAAGCAUCGGACGCAGUUUUAGUUCUGAUCGUUCCAGCUCCGGUUAUUCCGUUCACAACCAGGACAACGAGGAUCUUGUUAUUCCCGUCAAUAUUAUGAAUACGAUAAGAAAUGCUAUCCGCGAUUCGAUGGGACUGGAUGUGAAUUUUGAUUGAGAACCCUCUCGUCUUUCAUAUGUCUGUUCAAAUUACUACACCCCGUGAAUAUUCAGAAAAAUAUAAAGAAUUUUGGCUUAGAGGAUGUUGAAUAAAGUAUUCG
Messenger RNA from Cylicocyclus nassatus, 1114 nucleotides. Lineage: Eukaryota; Metazoa; Nematoda; Chromadorea; Rhabditida; Strongylidae. The record is from the annotation of a GenBank genome assembly.